Molecule: messenger RNA, 4000 nt
Organism: Carcharodon carcharias (great white shark)
Lineage: Eukaryota; Metazoa; Chordata; Chondrichthyes; Lamniformes; Lamnidae
Gene: cfap74
Product: cilia and flagella associated protein 74
Exons: 32
Coding region: 65-4000 (1311 amino acids)
Source: RefSeq, a predicted model, not a curated record
GGCCCCCAAGCCCGGGCCUCGGGUCAACGCGACUGGCCGGCCAUUGUAGCUGGGACACUUCGGUAUGGAGGAAGAGUAUGAAAAUGAAGGUGAGGAAGAAACAGAACUGGACCCUGAACAAGAAGUAAAAAUAAGUAUGGAAGAACAUGAGUAUGAGGAGCUAGGCAUGGAAAGUGAUGUUGGGAUUCCAGGUGAAGAUGACUCUGAAAUUACACGGGAGGAAAAUGAAGUAGUUGUUGAUUCUACUGGUCUAAAAGGUCUGAGCUAUCCUGAGAGGGUGCAGGUCCGAAAACGCCAGAAAAAUCUGAAGGAGCUUGAGAUAGCCCUUCAGGAAAAGGAUUUUAAAGUUCAAAAAAUUAGAGAAGAAUUAAAAGAAUGUUACAAGAGGAAAGAAACUUUGGAGAAAGAGAAGGAGAAAGUGGAACAAGAUAUUCAAGAGCAGCAAACUGCCAACAACAGUGCUGCUUUGUUUCGCCUCCGGGCACAACACAGACGGCUAUGUGAAGAGCUUCAAGGGGAAGAAGACCUUCAAUCAAAAAUUUCUUUGACAUUGCAAGAGAAUGAAUGUGAUCUAUUUAAAGUUGAACUUGAACAAGCAAAAUUGAUGCGAUUCCUUGAAGAACAUAAGAAGGACGAAGAGGAAUAUGAGAUGCAACGCUUAGCAGAGGCAAAACGAAGAUUGGAAGCUGAAGAGGCAGUUAUUUUACAAGCAGGAAAAAGGAAGCCAAUGAAAGAUGUUGAAAAACAAAAGCAGGAACAUAGAAAAGCAAUUGAAGGUGCUAAAAAAUACAAUCAAAAAUCAAUACAGUACCUGAAAGAAUCUGUGGCCAGAGCUCGUCAAGAACAAGCUGAUGAAGAGCUAAAGAUAAGAGAGGAUCUGGAGAAGAAGAUGCAAAUCAUAUUGUCAUUGAAGAAAAACAUUGCAAUGAGCCGAGAAAGCCUACGAGCAAUACAGGCGAAGAAAGCAGCUCAAGCUGCAGCGGAAAAACAAAAGAAGAAAAUAAGAGAACCUAUGGACUCAGAAAGUGAAAAUUUCAUAAAACAUAUGCUCCACCAAAAGCGCCUGAAGGAAUUUGAGAAAAAGAAACAGGCAUUUACAGAAGAGCAGAAAAAUUUGAAGGCGGAAAUUAUGGCUAAGAUCCUUAGGGAAGAAUACAAUAUGGAAAAGAAGAAAAGGGUCAAUCCUGCACUAUUUCCAGAAACUCUAAAGAGCCAAGAUAAAACUACAGAGGUGCGGAAACUAAGUAAAAAACUGCUGCAAUAUAUAGACAACGCCUCUGAAGACAAGAGAGUUAUAAAUACCAAUGAACAAGAAUGGAGAUCCCCAUCACAAACAUCGGAUGAAGAAACCGUGACGGAACAAAUCCAAAAUAAUUUUACACAGGAUGUCAGUGACCAUGAGGAAGAAGAAAGUCUUAAUCUGCCUGAAUUUUCAGGGCUUUGGGAUAAGAAGCAUAAACUCAGCAAGGAUGAGACUGUCAGCAAACAUUUAGGAGCGGGUACUAGUAAAAUGGAACAAGAGAUUUUGGUACGACAGUUGGAAAAGCAAAGAAGUGGGAUCGUCCAAAAACAAGUAGCAGCUGGUCGGGAAUUCAAAGGCUGCCCUUUCUACAGCAAGCCAGAUAUUAUUCACUUCCAGAACUUUGAUGUUGGGCAAACAUACAAGCAAAGGGCAAAGCUGAUAAAUGCUUCAUACGGUAUCACUUUCUGCAGGCUGAUUGCCAUCAGUGAUUGCUUGAAAGACUUCAUUGAGGUUGAAUUCAAGCCUCCAGGUCAAAUUUCAGCUGGUAUGUCUUGUGAGGUGGCAGUGACUUUCACACCUCUGGUUAAUGAAGAUUUUGAAGGAGAGAUAAUGUUUCGGACUCAUAUUGGUUCCUUUGCUGUUCCUCUUAAAUGUACAAUUAAAAAAUGUGAUCUCGUUGUGGAUAAGCAAACUGUUGACUUUGGCUGCCAUAUUAUUGGUGAAACAAUUACACGGAACAUCACUUUGACCAAUCGUGGAGCACUGAGCACAUAUUUUCAGUUUCUGAAACUUCACCCCAAACGAACAUCAACCGGAGAGGAAUUAAAUGGAUUGUUUAUUUCAGCUGAAAAAGAUUUAUUUGAUAUUGAACAACAAAUUCACAGUGAGAUCAAUGUUGGCAAGAUCACAGCGGAUGAAAUUCGUCCAUUUACUUCUAUCAAGUUGCCAAUCAUCUUUGUAUCUUUAAUCCCUGGUGAAGUACACACAGGUUUUGAGAUAACGUUUUCUGAUCCAACAUCCGAAAAUAUAUUCAUUCAGGCUCGAGCAAAGGCCAUUGAAACACCAGUCUGGUUAUCAAAUCCUAACAUUGACUUGAAAAUCUGCAUGUAUGACCGGCUUUACCAAGACUCCAUUUGUGCUCACAGUAGGGCAAGCACAGCACUCCAGUUAAAGUUUGAAGUGUGCAAAGAGUUGAGAAAUCACUUGGAACUGCUACCAAAAACUGGUUAUAUUCAAGCACAUUCCAAUUUUAGUUUUCAACUCAAAUUUCUGCCCAGGCAAUCUUUAUCAGAAGAUGCUAAACAAUACUUUAACAAGGAAACAAGAGUGCUAGAGGCUCCAAUGAAUAUAUUGGUGGCAAAUCAGACUAGAACAAUUCCUUUCACUGUUCACGCCAUAGUCACCAGCUCAGACUUAGAGAUUGAUCAUCAAAUGAUUGACUUUGGUUAUUGCUCAAUCUAUGAGUCUGUGUGGACUACCAUCAAGCUCACAAACAAAUCAAUCCUGAGCCAGGAAUAUGGAUUUAUUGACAUUCCAGAGUUUGUGGAUGUGCAACCUAAUGAUGGCUUUGGUGUACUUUUACCUCUGGAGACUCUGAAUAUGAACAUUUUUUUCAAAGCCAAACAAGCCCAAGAGUACGCCUUUGAGCUAAUUUGCAAGUCUGAAAUCAACAGGGAAUUCAAGAUUUCCUGUAAAGCUGUUGGUGUCUUCCCUCCGCUGAAGUUAUCCCAUUCAGUGAUUCACUUUGCUGCUACAGCUUUGAAUGAUACAUCUACAGUGACUCUGUAUGUGGAGAAUGCACACUCCAGCCAAAAUGAAUUUACUCACCUUGUGCCAAGGAUCGGAAAAGAAGAAAUUGCUCCUGUUGGGCCAACAUUGUUUGAAUUUAUCAUCCCGGAAUAUCCUUAUUUAACUAUUACACCUGCUGUUGGAAUUGUAAUGCCAGGAGAGAAGUGUAAGGUGCACUUGACAUUUAAACCAACACUACCGGACCUGCUGGUGCAAGAAGAAGCUGUACGAAUGUUGUGCCGAGCUGCAGAAACUGAGAAGAUUUUGAAGAAAUGGGAGCCUGUCAGCACAUCAAAAUCAGAAAAUUUAUCUAUCAAAAAGAAAACACAGCCGAAACAAAAAGAUAUAAACCAACAUAGUUCAAGCCUUUCUAAGCUGCCAGUUAAGAAAAAGAGCAGUGAAAGUGACAGCUCCUUGUUUGAACCUCGCAAUCCACUAGACAUUCCACUUGAUUCUGAUGAAUACAGUGCAGCUCUUACUUCAUUGCUGAAGAAUUUCAGGGAAGUGUUUCAUUCACUUGUCAUUCCCUGUUUUGUUACACCUCAGACAACAGACCAUAAAGGGUCAGGUUACAACCCAUACAGCAUCUACAACACCCUAUACCUGCAGGUUAAUUGCCCUACAGUUGCCCCACCAAUGGUACUCAUUUCUGGUAACAUACAGAAUAUGGUGGACUUUGGAGCGAUUGCACUGAAAUCAUCUGUUCUGGAUCCUGGUGGACCUUUUGAGCUGUUAAAUUCUCUUCGAUCCCUUCAACCAGGAGCAACUCACAAUCUCAUUUUUUCCUUCACACCAACAAAGAACAAAACGCCUGGUGUCACCAGCACAGCAACCAGACAUUUAGCCCAGGAGGAAGUACCAGGGCAAGAUUUCCACCUCCAGAGUCCCAUAUCCCGGGGAAGGCCUGCAGCUGCCCAGUUAAGUGCCCAAUUGGCACAUAAUCUGGCAGACAUCCCGGAAAGGAGGUAA